AUGUCUCCAAUAGUGAAAAACCCAGAAUGUAAACCAGUGGAGUGCCAUUGUAAGGUCGCCUGUACCAACAAGACUCUUUCGCUCAUGUUUGGAUGCAAGUACCAGUAUCAGGAGGACGACUCGCCACCACUUGACCAGGGCUUCCCACGUCUCACCAACGAAGUGCGGGCGCCAGAGCUCGUGCACGUGUCCGAAAAGAACCUCUCUGAGAUCGAGAACGUCCACGGAUAUGUGUCGCACUCGCACAUCUCCCCUCUCAAGGCCAGUCCCGCACCCAUAAUCGUCAACACAGACACACUGGAAUCUGUACCAUACGUCAACGGGACAGAAAUCGAAUAUGAGUUUGAGGAGAUCACUCUUGAGAGGGGGAACUCGGGGCUCGGCUUCAGUAUCGCUGGGGGAACAGAUAACCCACACAUUGGAGACGACCCGGGAAUCUUCAUCACAAAGAUCAUUCCCGGAGGAGCAGCAGCUGAGGACGGAAGGCUCAGGGUAAAUGACUGCAUCCUGAGGGUGAACGACGCUGACGUGUCUGAAGUGUCCCACAGUAAAGCCGUGGAGGCACUGAAGGUGGCGGGCUCCAUCGUGCGGCUCUAUGUGAGGAGACGUAGGCCAAUGCUCGAGACCAUCCUGGAAAUCAAACUCGUUAAAGGACCAAAAGGGCUCGGCUUCAGUAUUGCAGGUGGAGUGGGGAACCAGCACAUUCCAGGAGAUAACAGUAUUUACGUGACAAAGAUCAUUGAUGGAGGAGCAGCACAGAAAGAUGGCCGACUACAAGUUGGCGAUAGGUUAUUAAUGGUAAACAACUACAGCCUGGAAGAGGUCUCUCAUGAAGAGGCCGUCGCCAUUUUGAAAAACACGUCGGACGUGGUGUAUUUAAAGGUGGGCAAACCCACCAAUGUGUACCUAUCAGAUCCCUAUGGGCCUCCUGAUAUCACACACUCGUUUUCUCCAGCCAUGGAAAACCAUAUCUCGUCUCCCAUCAACACUGGCACUCUGGAGUACAAGUCCGGCCUCCCCCCAAUCUCCCCAGGAAGUUACUCCCCCCUCCCUAAGCACUUACUUGGGGAAGAGGAUAUAAACAGGCCUCCAGAGCCCGUUUACAGCACUGUGAACAAACUAUGUGACAAAGCACCCUCCCCCCGACACUUUUCCCCACUAGAGGGCGACAAAAGCCUGCUCCACUCCGUCCCCUUCCCCAACUAUCACUUAAGCCUGUACCCUGACUUGGAUUUCACCAGGUACUCCAUCACCUCCGCUGUGUCCUUAGACCCAUUCUGUGCUGUGAAGAAGCAUGUUCCACUCACGGGAGAGCCGCGGAAGGUGGUGCUACACAAAGGCUCCACCGGCCUCGGCUUCAACAUCGUGGGCGGAGAGGACGGAGAGGGCAUCUUUGUGUCGUUCAUCUUGGCUGGAGGACCGGCCGACCUGAGCGGAGAGUUGAGGAGAGGAGACCAGAUCUUAUCUGUGAAUGGCAUAGACCUGCGAGGAGCCACUCAUGAGCAGGCAGCAGCAGCUCUCAAAGGAGCGGGGCAGGUGGUCACCAUCAUCGCCCAGUACAGACCAGAGGAGUACGGGCGCUUCGAGGCCAAGAUCCACGACCUGCGGGAACAGAUGAUGAACCACAGUAUGAGCUCGGGGUCUGGAUCGCUCAGGACCAAUCAGAAGAGGUCGCUCUAUGUGAGGGCCUUGUUUGACUAUGAGAAGGCCAAAGACAGCGGCCUGCCCAGUCAGGGGCUCAGCUUCAGGUACGGAGACAUCCUCCAUGUGAUCAACGCCUCUGAUGACGAGUGGUGGCAGGCCCGACGCGUCACUCCCCACGGGGACAGUGAGGAGAUGGGUGUCAUCCCCAGCAAGAGGAGAGUGGAGAGGAAAGAGCGGGCACGACUAAAGACUGUGAAAUUCAACGCCAAGCCGGGCUCAUUCGAUUCGAAAGGGGACAUCCUGGGAUUAGGUGAUGAUGGGUAUGGGACAAAGACCUUCAGAAGUCAAGAGGACGUCAUUCUCUCGUACGAACCCGUCAUGAGGCAAGAAAUUAGUUAUGCCCGACCUGUGAUCAUCCUGGGGCCGAUGAAGGACCGAAUCAACGAUGACCUCAUUUCAGAGUUUCCAGAAAAGUUUGGUUCCUGCGUUCCACAUACAACACGACCGAAGCGGGAUUACGAAGUGGACGGGCGCGACUACCACUUUGUGAUGUCACGGGAGCAGAUGGAGAAGGACAUCCAAGAGCACAAGUUCAUCGAGGCGGGACAGUACAACGACAAUCUGUACGGCACCAGUGUCCAGUCGGUCAGAUACGUGGCUGAGAGGGGUAAACACUGUAUUCUUGACGUGUCUGGAAACGCCAUCAAGCGGCUCCAAGUAGCACAACUGUAUCCUGUGGCCAUCUUCAUCAAACCCCGAUCUGUAGAUUCAUUAAUGGACAUGAAUAAGAGACUGACGGAGGAACAAGCCAAGAAGACAUUUGACCGAGCACUGAAGUUGGAACAGGAGUUUGGAGAAUUCUUCACAGCGCUGGUGCAAGGCGACACUUUAGAAGAAAUUUAUAACCAGUGUAAACAGGUCAUAGAGGAAAACGCAGGACCUUUCAUCUGGAUCCCCUCAAAGGAGAAGCUAUAGCCCUGCACCACUGGACUCUGCUAGACCCUAGUAACACGCUGUAACAUACGAAACUGUGCAAAUAGGCUUCAAACACCUCUGUGAAUAUCUUCAUUUUUGUAUUUAAUUUAAUCUUUUCUUUGUUUUUGCUUCAUCGUCGUUUUUUUUCACAUGCAACAUGAAUGUCCCAGAAUGUACACCACAAAGUGUUUUAGGGUUUUAGGUACAUUUGUAUGAAUAUCUGUUGCUUUUUAUUUUUUAUUUUUUGAAUUGAAAAUCGUCACACGUUUGCUCUACCUGUGUUCAACCACAAGGGGGCAGCAGACACGUGGACUUUUUGCACAGUGACAAAAAGUUGCGUGUGGCAUUUGUGCUUCUCCUGCUGGUUAUGUUAUUUUAUUGUUUACAUUAUGAUUUCUC
Periophthalmus magnuspinnatus is the source of this 3018-nucleotide messenger RNA. RefSeq names its product discs, large homolog 2 (Drosophila) (gene dlg2). NCBI's taxonomy places the organism in Eukaryota, Metazoa, Chordata, Actinopteri, Gobiiformes, Gobiidae. Gene Ontology annotation, molecular function: kinase binding. Gene Ontology annotation, biological process: chemical synaptic transmission. The record is from RefSeq and is a predicted model, not a curated record. Gene Ontology annotation, cellular component: postsynaptic density membrane; neuromuscular junction; neuron projection. The transcript has 23 exons. Bases 1 to 2619 code for a protein of 872 amino acids.